Prinia subflava (tawny-flanked prinia) is the source of this 4097-nucleotide messenger RNA. It is a transcript of the gene KDF1, whose product is annotated as keratinocyte differentiation factor 1. The coding region runs from base 744 to 1958 and encodes 404 amino acids. Lineage: Eukaryota; Metazoa; Chordata; Aves; Passeriformes; Cisticolidae. Gene Ontology annotation, biological process: regulation of epidermal cell division; keratinocyte development. Gene Ontology annotation, cellular component: cell junction. The record is from RefSeq and is a predicted model, not a curated record. The transcript is spliced from 5 exons.
CGGCCCCGGCUCCAGCCCCGGCCCCGGCCUCAGCCCCGGCAUCAGCCCCGGCCUCGGGCCCGGCCCCGGCUCCAGCCCCGGGCCCCGCUCCGGCCCCGCCGCCGCCCGGCGCUUCCCCGCCCGGCCCGGCCCGGCCCGGGGGCAGCCGCAGGCCGCGGCCGGCGGGGAGGGAGGGAGGGAGGGAGGGGCGCCCGUCACCCCCACACCGGGAUCCCCUCGGCCCCGGGGCUGCCCCGCCACGGUGCCCUCUCCCUCCCCGGGGCUCCGGCACAGGGGACAGCCCCCGCUGCCCCCGGCUGUGCUCCGUGUCCCCGCACUGUCCCUCCCGCUGCUCGGGACCUGCCCCGCCCUGGCCCCGGGGAAGGCUGGUGGCGGUCGGAGCUUUCCCGGGGGCUUCGGGUCUCCCUGGUCCCUGCUGGGGUGGGCUCCGAUUCCCAGGGGAGCCUGUGCAGGACGGGACAGGCCGGGCUGGGUCUGCUGCCCGCUGUUCCUGCUGCCAGCUUCUCCUCUCCCCAAACAGCCCUCGUCUGGAGGACAUGGUGGGGGCCCAAGGGAAAUCCCACCCUCUGAACAAUGAAGAUCUUAGACCCUGGCUAACCCUGAGUCCUGCAAACCCUCUGUGGAUCCUUCCUGGCUGCUCUGGAGCAGAUGCUGAGGCUCUCCAGAGGGAUCUUCCCCAGCCACUCACGGUGCCUGUGUGAGAGCAGAGGAAGCCCCCAGCCAUCGUGUGCCCGAGCAGAGCCAUGCUGGGCCGGAGGAGCCGCCUGCCGCGGGAGCUGCCCUGCCGGGAGGCCGAGCCCCUGCGGGCGCCCGCGGGCACGGACGUCAGCCUGGAGGUGCUCAGUGGCCCCACGCCCGAGGCCAAGGCCGGCCGCAGCAGAGCCCAGCAGAUGCGGGACAGGAAAGGGCGCAAGGCCGAGCUCAAAGACCCCAAUGGCCGAGAGGCAGAGACCAUCACCUUCAUCUCUGGGACGGCAGAGGCGCCCCCGAACCAGAGCGUUUGCUGCUCCUCGCUGUCUCAGGCCUGGAACACGUACAAGGCCGUUUUCUGCUGCAUAGUGACGUGUGGGGGCUGCUUCCAGGACUGCAGUGUCUGCAUUCCCUAUCCAGGGCCUGCUGAGACCUCCACAGAUGAUGGGAAGAACGGAGACUACAACGGGCGGCUGCCAAACAGCCCCACCAACACCUCUCCUGCUGAGAAGAACGGGAACCAGAUCAAGAAGUCCAGCAUGGGCAGCAGUUUCAGUUACCCAGAUGUGAAGCUGAAGGGCAUCCCUGUCUAUCCAAACAGGAACCCCAACCACCACCUGGAGUCUGACCCCUGCUGCAAGGAGCUGCUGGAGAAGCCCUUCAGGAACAGCAUAGAGAAGCCGCCGCUCCCCAGCAGCCACCGGAGCUCGGAGGAGUACUACUCCUUCCACGAGUCUGACGUGGACAUCAGCGAGCUGAACGGCUCCAUGUCCAGCCGGCAGAUCGACGUGCUCAUCUUCAAGAAGCUGACGGAGCUGUUCAGCAUGCACCAGAUCGACGAGCUGGCCAAGUGCACCUCCGACACCGUCUUCCUGGAGAAGACCAACAAGAUCUCGGACCUCAUCAACAGCAUCACUCAGGACUACAACCUGGACGAGCAGGACGCCGAGUGCCGGCUGGUGCGGGGCAUCAUCCGCAUCAGCACCCGCAAGAGCCGCGUCAGGCCGCACAUCCCCGGCAGCCACGGCCACGAGGAGAGGAGCGGCCGGGCCACCGCGCCCGACAGCGGCAACGAGACCAUGCUGGAGUCCAUGGUCACCAGCCAGGACGAGCUGGCCGUGCAGAUAUCGGAGGAGACGCCGGCGGAUGUGAUGGCCAGGAACAUGAGGCGGCACAGCAGCGCAGGCUCUCCGACCAGCAGAGAUUCCUCUUUCCAGGACACAGAGACUGACUCAUCUGGGGCCCCUCUGCUCCAGGUGUACUGCUAAAGGACCCGAGCAGCAGGGAGCCAUUCCAGGGUUUGCUGCAGCCACAAUCCUCCUCUUCCCAUGUGGAGUAUGCUGUGCCACGUUUGAUUUUUUUUCCAGUCUACCCUGAUCCUUAUUGAAGCCAGGUUCCUCCUGCUGUCUGAAUUUUGCUGGAUAUUUUGGUUUGUUGGGACAAUCAAGGAAGCAAACUGUGGAGCUAAUGAGCUUGGGAGGUGGAAUGUGUGCCCAGGGAGGAGAAGAUGGACAAGGAAGUAGCAGAUAACUUGUGCCUCUGUGAUUUCUGUACAUCACGUUUAGCUCCAGCAGCCUCGGUGGCUCAGCCCUUUCCCUGCUUUGAGGAUCUGUUGUACAGUUCCUGCUUCCUGGCAUUGCCUAAGUCAGCUUGGGUAGGGAAUAACUGUGUGGUCUGUGCUGGUGCUGAUGUUGAGGUGCAGGCUGAGAUCCUGCUCUGUAGGGACCCAAAUCUCUAUUUAAAGUGCCUGUGUUGGUCCCACAAACCCAAAGCCUUCUACCCAUGGUGUUUUCAGUAGCCAGAUCUGCCUUUCUGUGCUGACCCUUGGUGUCACCUCCUGCUGCCUUGGGAGAUUUAUGGGGUUCAUUUAAUUUUUGGCCUCUUGGCUCCACUCCAGUGCCAGUGCUGGGGCUGGGGUGGCUGCUGGGCUGCCCCUGCAUGAGCAGAGCCUGGGAUCAGCUCUGCCAGCCUGCUGUGAGUCCUGGGGUGAGUCCUGGGGUGAGGCACUCCAGGAGCACACGCUGUGACUGCCAGGGCCCCCCUCACUCCUCUGCCAAGCCCUCCGUGUUUGCCCGGGACAGCCUGGAGCAGGGCUGUGGCAGUGAGGGCAACGCUUGAUUCACUCCUUUCUGUGCUUCAGAACUGGGCUGUUUGGCAGUUCCCCUAGAAAAUCCCUUCAAGGUGGUUUGCUUUGAAAGGAAAAGCUCCUGAGAGUGUCUGCAGAGGGUCUGAGAGGCACUGCUGGUCCCUUCCUUUCCCUUGUCCUUCCCUUUGCUCCUCUCUGGCAGGCGGUGAGCCAGGAGAUGGGCACUGCUGUCCCAAGGGCACAGUGCCAGGUGACCUUGAGGGCUGCAGCAGGAGGAAGCUGCAUCUGUGGCGUUGCCACUUGGUUGUUUAUCACAAAGUAAACACGUCAAGCCAUGGGACUUGUUCGGAGAUUUGGGUGCCCUUGGACAUGAACAGAAAACGCUUCAGUGAAUUUACCAGCCACAGGAUAAACACAACCACUGGAUUCUGGGGAGAGGAAAGCCCAGACAGGCCCUGGGCUUCGGUGUGGACCAUGGUUUUGUGCCUCAGUUGAAAUGAAAUGUGCCUUAGUUGAAAUGAAAUGUGCCUUAGUUGAAAUGAAAUGUGCCUCUGCUUUAUAGCCUGUGAUUGCUCUUCAGAGGUUUGGGCAGGGAGCAAGGAUUUGAUUCCUCUCAUGAGCUCUCAGGCUUCUUUAAAAAGCCAAACCCCUUUGAAAUGGACAGUUCCAGUCCCUGUUUUGUAAACUACUGGCUUUUUUCAGAGUGUGCUUCCAGAAAUCAGGGGCAUUACUGAGACCACACCUGGAGACACUGACAGAGAGAGAUUUCACAGAUAAAGGGAAGAGACUGAGCCUUGGAUUUGGCUUCCCCUCCGUGCUUUGUGUUUAAAGCUGUAGUUUUAUGAGAAAUUGAGUUUAUAGAAGAAGAAGACUUGAAGCAAGGCCAGGCUGGGACUCCCAGGGGAGCUGUGUGAGGUCACCGGCCCUCCUGAGGGACCUGCCUGGCUUCUGCUUCUGCUGGGUUUGUACAUUGUUACCUGGACAAGCUUCCUCAAAGCUGUGCACUGAGGAGUCACAGGGGUCACACUGACACGGCUCUGAGGGCUGUGCUUUGGAGACGAGGGGGGAGCUUGUAACGAGCUGCAGUCGUUGGUACUGAGCAAAUACACAUUUUUAGUGUCUAGUCUGGAUAUGGAGUGUGUGUGGAUUAAACUAGCAAAAAACCCCCAAGCCCCCCAAACACUCCCUAGGAGGAAGACUGUCAACUCGAUGGUCCCUGAAGCUGGUUCACCUGUGGUGUCUUAUGGGAUUCUUUUGCACUCAUUGGCCUUAAAUGUUCUGGUUUGGUCUUUUUUUUAUAAAGUAAAAGUUGUGCUCUUUA